Symbiodinium necroappetens is the source of this 426-nucleotide messenger RNA. NCBI's taxonomy places the organism in Eukaryota, Dinophyceae, Suessiales, Symbiodiniaceae. The record is from the annotation of a GenBank genome assembly.
AUGGUGGGUUCCUUUGAUUCGAGCGAGAUCAUACGGCAGGAAGACCUUCGGAGACGUGGUGGCACCCCGGCCUGGGCAAAAGGAAGCACCUCCCUACGGAGGUCGGUUCUGGCUAGAGAUCGCACGGCUCAUCCACGGCCGACGCCGAAGGACGACUCUGAUGCUGAGGCAGAGGAAGGGGAGGAGGAAGAAGAAUCUGAUCCAGACCCCUUCGCCACGGACUUUUCCAGGCCAUCAGACGGACGAACUAGAUGUGAAGUGGAACGAGAGCAGCAAGAGGAUGCUGAGGAGGAGGAGGAAGAGGGCGACUUCCACACCACAGGGGAGCUUGGAGAAGUCUCUUCAGGCGGGCUUAGCCCGGCAUCCUGGCCCACGCCUGAUUCGGAUGAUGGCGAUUUCGGAUUCGGGUUGCAAACCAAGGACUAG